This is a messenger RNA of Seminavis robusta, 2218 nucleotides long. Lineage: Eukaryota; Bacillariophyta; Bacillariophyceae; Naviculales; Naviculaceae. The record is from the annotation of a GenBank genome assembly.
GCCUUUCUGGCUGGCUAGCUAGCUAGCUAGUAGAACGGGCAAACACAAAUCCACAAGAAAUCCCCUUCAAAAUGACGGAACGAGCACCCCAAUUGCUGUUUGACGAUGGCUCCAGAGCAAUCCAGCAAACCUCAGCGUCUGAUGUAGAGACUGCAUCCCCACCGGAAUCAGGCAGAGGUUCCAUUCCCAUUUCAAAAUUCUACGAAAUUGAUCGCAUUGCAGCUCGGAUUGUGGAAAUUGUGCGACAAAAGAAGUGUACCGAGCAACUGGACGAAAAUUCAGAUCAUUGGUUUGCACGUGUGGCUCUUCAGUUUCCUGAUGCCCUCUUAUGCGACAGUCCAGAAGUUUGUUGGGAAAUGGAGGACGCCCUCGAGAGGCUCCUCAAGGACGAAAAAGACACGAAAGAUCAACCUCUACCAUCUCUGGUGUUCUGUCUUGGUGAUACAACUUUUGGACCAUGCUGUGCCGAUGAAGUGGCGGCUCAUCAUCUAAAGGCCGAUGUCCUGACUCACUAUGGCCAUGCCUGCUUAUCACAUCCGGCUUUAUCCCUCCCUGUAAUCUAUGGCUUUGGUGUCACUGAAAACUGGAAUACAGAGAGUGCCGUUGAGGCCAUUUUGAAACAAGCCAAGCAAGAGGCAGCCAGACGGAUUUUGCUACUGUAUCAGGUCCGAUAUCAGCAUGCUAUGGAAGACCUUCAAACUCAACUCAGUGAACGAGGGGAUAUAUUUUUGGUGUCAGGUCAAGUGCCACAGCAGCCACUCUAUGAUGGGCUGGAUCAUGCCACCGGACCUGCUUUGGAACAAAGCAAUGAAUGCUGUCAAGGGACAAAAAAAAAUUGCGAGACCAAGGAUGUAGCAACUGAAAAAGCAGGAGCUGAGACAACUGCUACAGAUAAUGCUGAGAGUGACAAGGCAGCUGGAGUUAACCAACAAUCCUCCCCGUUACCAACCAACACACUUUUAUUAGGAGGAUUGGAGGUCCCCAAAGAUCUGGACUUUUCUUCCUUCACAGUGGUAUUUGUAGGAGAUGAUGCGCAGGGAAAAGCUCAGGAAGGACAGCGACAAUACAUGAAUACCAUACUGUGGUAUCUAUCUUCCAAAUCGCAGCCGGCUGGUCUGUGGACCUAUUCUCCCACCAAACAAACCAUUCAGACGGAUAUGCCGCCAGGGAUACAACGACAACUCAAUAGACGCUUCUACUUGAUACAAAAGGCUCGUGACGCAUCCAUCUUUGGAAUACUGAUUGGGACUCUUUCGCAACGGUAUUUUCGGUCCGUGGUGGCAACACUCCGAAAAGUCAUUGAGGUAGCAGGGCGCUCAAGUUACACAUUUGCCAUGGGAAAAGUAAACCCGGCCAAGGUCGCAAACUUUGCAGAGAUUGAGUGUUUUGUCAUGGUCGCUUGCGCUGAAACUAGCUGGCUGGAUGAAGGAGAACAGCGUGAAAUGCACGUUCCAAUAAUCACACCACUGGAAUUGCACAUGGCCCUAGGUGAAGGUGGCCCUGAAACACAGUGGGGAGAAUGCGACUACAGUUUGAACUACAACGACUUUCUUCUCAAGUAUCCAAAUUACUUGAACAACAGCGAAUCAAGUAAGAAUGACAAUGGAUUGCAAGAUGCCAAUGACGAUGAUCAAUUGGAUCAGGCAGAAUCUACAGAAGAAGAUGCACCGUACUUUUCUCUCAUCACUGGGAAGUACGAGUCUAACCGAAAGAAGACCGUAGCAGACGAUGUUGAUUUGACGGCACUUCCUGGAAAAGGGCAGCUGACAACGUACAAGAGUGAGGCCGCGGAAUUUUUGAAGCAAAGAGAGUAUCGAGGCCUAGAAACGCAGGCUGGGGAGACAGAAGUCCGCGCAGCGGUACCUGGACAGCAGGGGAUUGCAUCAAGGUACAACAAUGAUUUGGCAGAAUCCGACAACAAGUGAUUUGUUUUGUAAGCCUAAGCUUUGAAGCUGGUAUGAGCUUUCUUUCAAAGUUUUUCCAUCCAUGUAGACUCUGUUUGUGUUGGCGUUUUGGGUUAAGAGUGUAACUACUACAGUAGUACCUUUUAGGUCCAUCCAACACCGCAAACGUUACAUCGUACCAGAUUUUCCUACAUUUGAUGGCACCACCAAGGGUCCCAUGUUGAUGGAUCAUCCGUGAGGUGACGAACUGUUGCGAAACAGCAUUGGCUUUUACAUACGGGCGGGGGGGUCCAUUUCGGGGGUAAAAGUAUUAC